AGCAUCGGGGUGGAGCGGGACGGGGAUGGGCGGGACAACCCUUAUAAGGCUGGAGGCCGGGCCGGGCCUGAGCUCCGCCGCCGCCACCGCCGCCUGAGCCGCCGCUGUCCGCGCUGCAACCAUGCCGCCCUACACCAUUGUCUACUUCCCGGUCCGAGGGCGCUGCGAGGCCAUGCGCAUGCUGCUGGCCGACCAGGGCCAGAGCUGGAAGGAAGAGGUGGUGACCAAGGAGACCUGGCUGCAGGGCCCGCUCAAGGCCUCCUGUCUGUACGGGCAGCUCCCCAAGUUCCAGGACGGAGACCUCACUCUGUACCAGUCCAACGCCAUCCUGCGACACCUGGGGCGCACCCUUGGGCUAUACGGGAAGGACCAGCGCGAGGCAGCCCUGGUGGACGUGGUGAAUGACGGGGUGGAGGACCUUCGCUGCAAAUACGCCACCCUUAUCUACACCAACUAUGAGGCAGGCAAGAAGGAAUAUGUGAAGGCACUGCCGGGGCACCUGAAGCCUUUCGAGACGCUGCUGUCCCAGAACCAGGGGGGCCAGGCCUUCAUCGUGGGCGACCAGAUCUCCUUCGCGGACUACAACCUGCUGGACUUGCUACUCAUUCACCAGGUCCUGGCCCCCGGCUGCCUGGACUCCCUCCCCCUGCUCUCGGCCUAUGUGGCGCGCCUCAGCGCCCGGCCCAAGCUCAAGGCCUUCCUGGCCUCCCCUGAGCACGUGAACCGUCCCAUCAACGGCAACGGGAAGCAGUGAGAGUUUGCAGCACCCUCGGCGGGAGGUGGGGGCUGCCUGCCUCCCUUUCCUGGGGAGGGGCUCUCACAUCCUCAACAGUCAGGUUUGAGGGAGGGAUGGGGCAGCCAGCUAGGAUGCUUGAGUCCUAAAACACAUGGAUGUAUCUUCUUAGGGCCUUCAACCCAGUCUGCUGAGCCCCAGGAACAGGAAUAAAGAGACCGAAAAAAUUAAAAAAAA
This is a messenger RNA of Acinonyx jubatus (cheetah), 970 nucleotides long. RefSeq names its product glutathione S-transferase pi 1 (gene GSTP1). The record is from RefSeq and is a predicted model, not a curated record. Gene Ontology annotation, biological process: glutathione metabolic process. Gene Ontology annotation, cellular component: cytosol. The transcript is spliced from 8 exons. Gene Ontology annotation, molecular function: glutathione transferase activity. The coding region runs from base 122 to 754 and encodes 210 amino acids. Lineage: Eukaryota; Metazoa; Chordata; Mammalia; Carnivora; Felidae.